ACCUGAAAAAAAUGCGCAGAACUUGAUUCUAUUGGCUCUUACGAUUCCAACAAGGUGUCAUUUGUCAAGAUUGACCAAUGGGGACCGAAGAUAUCGCCGCGCCUAACAACAACGGGGCUUGGUUGCACUGAAAGCUCAUUACGCACAGAGACGCACCGGAGGCUAGCGAUGCACCACUGCUGUUGACACAGAGAACUGUUCUGCUGCUUUUAUUUAUUUUAUCUCCUUGACAAAAUGUCAAGUGAUAAGCACAAAUACAGCCGAGAAGAAGCUUUGGCCUUGAUAUUUUUGGACAGUGGGGCAAAUGUUGCUGUUGAGGACUCGUCUUCUGACGACGACAGCCUGAUACAGCCGGAGCACUGUGAUUCAAGUGAGGAUGAACAUGAGCACCCAGGGCCCUCUACCUCUAGCUCCCAAGGUGCUUCUGCUCCCCCUCCACCUCCACCUCCCCGUAGCCAGCCAUCAAAGAGGAUAACAAGGCGUCGACGAAGUCUGCCUGUUGCACUAGUGGAAGAGGAAGGAGAAAGUGAGGGUGAACAUGAGCACCCAGGGCCCUCUACCUCUGGCCCCCAUGGUGUUUCUGCUCCCCCUCCCCCUCCAACCCAGCCACGUAGCCAGCCAUCAAAGAGGACAGCAAAGCGUCGCGAAGUCUGCCUGCUGCACUCGUGGAAGAGGAAGGAGAAAGUGAGGAUGAAUAUGAGCCUCCAAGGCCCUCUGGCUCACAACGCAGUUCUCAACGUCGUUCUGCUCCUCCCCCCACUCCAGCCCAGCCACAGGAUGGAGAAAGGUGGCACAAUCGAGAGGAGGAAGACCAAAAACCUGACCCCCUCAGGUUCAUGCCAGCCCGGAAUCCCGGUCCCACUAUUGACAUUACAGCAACAUGGACCCCUCUGGCACUCUUCCAGUUGUUUUUAGUGCAUCUGUUGUCAGGACAAUUAUUGACAACACCAAUGCCAAUGCAGCUAGGAGGAUUGAAGCUGGCAGAAAGUUCACGUGGAAGACUCUGACAGUGAAAGACUUCUACAUGUUUUUGUGCAUCAUUGUCUUCACUGGCCUUGUGCAAGUCCACCACAGAGGAGACUAUUGGAGAAAACAAUGGCCAUAUAACUUUCACUUCCCUCACGAGAAGAUGUCCCGUGACCGGUUUGAAACAAUUUUGUGGUCGUUGCACCUCAGCAACCCAAAAGAAGAUGAGGACAACGAUCACAAAAAAAACACUCCGGAUUAUGAUCGGCUCUUCAAAAUAAAACCCCUGUACACCGACAUUGUGGCAGCCUGCAAGGCUUAUCUCCAGCCUUCUCAAAACAUUUGUAUUGACGAGAGAAUGGUUGCAUCAAAGGCUCAGAGCAGUAUGAAGCAGUACAUGAGGGACAAACCUACUAAGUGGGGCUACAAACUGUUUGUACUUGCUGACUCUGCUACAGGCUACACGUGGAACUUUUUUGUGUACACGGGGAAGAGUGACAGGAGUAAUGUCAGCACAGCUCAUGGUCUGAGCUAUUCCUCGGUUGUGGACUUACUGCCUUAUUUUCUGCUUGGUGGUGGCUACAUUUUAUAUGUAGACAACUUCUAUACCAGUCCUGCCCUCUUCACACAUCUGCACCAAAAACACAUUGCCUGCUGUGGGACCAUCAGGAAAAACCGGGUUGGAUUCCCACAAACGUCCGCAAACGACUUCCCAAAAAGGCCAGAGAGGGGGGAUAUGCGCUGGAUCAGGAAAGACAAACUGCUGUUUCUGAAGUGGAUGGACACUAGGGAGGUGACGCUGUGCUCCACACUCCACCAGGCUUUCAGUGGAAAGACUGUUCAGCGCAAGGUGAAGGAGGGUGGGGUGUGGAGCACAAAGGCAGUGUCUGUGCCUGAUGCAGUUGUGGACUAUAAUAAGAGCAUGGGCGGUGUUAAUCUGUCCGAUGUUCUUAUCGGAUAUUACACCGUACACCACAAGACUAUGAAGUGGUAUAAAACUUUCUUUUACCAUUUCAUGGACAUAGCUAUUGUCAACAGUUUCCUGCUGCACAAGGAGUUGUGCAGGAUGAAGUCUCUUCCUGCUCUGACUCAGAAGGCCUUCAGAGAGCAGCUUGCAACUGAAAUGUUGGCCUUUGCUGAAGGCUCAUCCUCCACAUCUGCUCCAGCGUCACCCUCCACGCCUACUCCAGGGUCAUCCUCCACGCCUGCUCCAGGGUCAUCCUGCAUGCCGCGUUAUUACAUUACUGACGCAACUCAAGGACAGUGAAGAUAGAGCAGACACUGGUGACAAGCCCUUGUAUCCCGAUGCUCCACUUUCAAAAGGAGAAAGUUUACUGAUGCUGUUGUCCUAUGUGUUGCGGCACAAUUUAACUGGUGAAGCACUGACUCAUUUGCUGGAAAUGUUUAACAUAAUGUUUCCAGGCCUGAUCUCAUCUUCACAUUACUUGUUCCACAAAGAAUUUGGAAGAUCAUCGACAUUUGAAGUUCACUUUUAUUGUGAAAGCUGUUUAAAAUACCUUGGCAUUAGAGCUGACUGUCCCUCUCAAUGUGACUCUUGCAACACACUAUUUGAUGCCAAUGCAAACCUGAAAAAAGGCUUCUAUUUUCUUGAGUUGCCCCUGUGUGCACAGAUAAAGCAGCUUCUGCAAGAACACAGUGCCAGUCUUAAUGACAAAACUAAAACUUUUGGGAUUCUCUCUGACAUAUAGACCAGGGGCCAAGGCAGAUUUGGUAUCACUUAAAGGGACCAAGCAAUUUUGAUAUUUUCAACUUCCUCUAUGUCUCUAGUUUGCAUUUUGGUAUGAUAGACCUGCCUAUCUAGUAGCUUUAUAAAAAAUUCUGGAUGAUCUUUGGGUCCUCCCCAAAAUUGAAAAUAGUCAAAAUUGAGGCUUCUCCAAAAGGGACAGUGUCUGUUUUAUCACAUGAAUCUCAGGAAAUAAUUAUCAGAAUGUCACCAAAUUUGGACUGAAUGUUCACAGACAGUUGCUGCACACAAUGCAGCAAAGAUUUUAUCAGUGCCUUGCUCCUUUUAAAAAAUGUAUACAGCUAAGCACACAUGAAUUAUAGGUGGACAUGGAAUAAGGAAUAAAAAAUCCAAAAGGCAUGUAUAUAUGUGUUUGCCAUUAUUAAUGUAAAUAAGCCAGUCUCCCAAAAUUUCAUUUAUAUGUGCCAAAGAAUGUAAUCUUAUCAUAAAAGUAGGUUAUUAGAUUAUUCACCUCACCAUAUGAUGUCACCAGCCCCUGACAGGUAACUAGUGCAGCCAGAACUUCAAACAGAAAAAUAGAAUGGGGCCCUAUUAGUCCAGGGGCUAAAGGAAUCAUUUUCACAACUUGGUAGGCCCCUAUCACCCACGGGGACCAAACAAUUUUGGCAUUUUUAUCUCUCUACAGGUCUCUAGUUUAUGUUUUGGUAUGAUAGCCCUGCCUAUCUAGUAGCUUAAUUAUAGUUAUUACUCUGUAAACAAACUUACACCCGUGUGGCAAAACACUACAAAUAGGGUGAAAAAUUAACUAAUAGAUAUCCCCAUGUAACUUAUCCAGUUGAUCACUUAAGACAAGUAUUUUUGUCUUACAAAUUUUCUGAAAUAUUUUAUUUAAAUAUGCACCAAUUUUGAUCAUGAAGACAAUCACAAGGAGGGCAAAUUGAUUACGCAGUUACUGUGCUAACACUCAGAGUUAGUGUAACCUGCAGUAGGCCUACUAGCACUCAGAGCUGCCCAGUUGCUAUUUGACCCAUAACUAGGAGGCAAAGAGAGUGCUACCACUUACCUAAGGCGGACUCCCGGGCUAGCAGAGGGAAGGAGGUGCCUUAUUUCUCCA
Epinephelus fuscoguttatus (brown-marbled grouper) is the source of this 3785-nucleotide messenger RNA. Its product is annotated as piggyBac transposable element-derived protein 4-like. The record is from RefSeq and is a predicted model, not a curated record. The transcript is spliced from 5 exons. Bases 881 to 2233 code for a protein of 450 amino acids. NCBI's taxonomy places the organism in Eukaryota, Metazoa, Chordata, Actinopteri, Perciformes, Serranidae.